UGCCAAGUCGCGCACACAUGAGCAGCAGCAGCAGUCGGAGCAGUAGCGCUAGCAGCAGCGCCGCCAGCUCGCCGGAGCGCCCCAUGGUCGUCGACGCCCGAAGCGACGAUGAGCAUGAUGAGGACGAGGACGAGGAUGGGGACGAUCGACCAAAUCCAAGCACCGAGCUCGACGAACCCGACGAGCGCAAUGCGAACGACCCGUGCAAGAUCAACCCGCAGCUUCGACCUGCGACCCCUCGGACGCCGUCACCGAUACUCGACGUGGUGCUUGUGACAUCGGCGGCCGGGAAGCGACCGCGUCAAUCGCUCGGUGAUCGAUGGGACGUGCGACCGUCCUUCUUUAGCCCGCGGCCCAUGUAUCCCAAGGCCAAAGCUAUGGCGACCGAGAAUCCGAGCUUUGCUCGUCCCACACCGCACAAGCACGGGUUCUACAAGGCCAAGACCGCGGCUGAAGCGCCAGGUGCCAAGAUGAAGAAGGCAAGCAGCGCGUUGGCGACGACAAUGGCGUCCGAGUCGCGGAAGAGAGCGGUCCCAAGUCGACCCGCAGAGCCCGAGAUCACGCGCGCUGCGAGCCCGACGGCGAUCCCUGCGCCCCCAACAAGCAGUGCGACGCUCGGAAAACGACGCCCGUCUGAGAACGAGGAGACAGAGUCAUCGCGGGAAGCCAAGCGCAUCUGCAAGGCGUGGUCCACCAAGAAACUUCGCCGCAAGCUUCUCAAGGCGCAGCUUCGCAAGGAGAUUGCGCGCACCCAAGUCGACACGUAUGUCUUGAAGUGCCAGAAGGCCGCCUUGCUUGUUGCUCAACACGUCCAAGCCGCCUAAGUCUACUACGUCCGUUCCAUACAUGGGCUCAUGCAUCAUCGUCCUUCUUCUUCAUUCAAUCCUGCGUGGCAUGUCUAGCCUUCUUCGUCA
Messenger RNA from Saprolegnia diclina VS20, 914 nucleotides. RefSeq lists its product as hypothetical. NCBI's taxonomy places the organism in Eukaryota, Oomycota, Saprolegniomycetes, Saprolegniales, Saprolegniaceae. The record is from RefSeq and is a predicted model, not a curated record. The transcript has a single exon. Bases 18 to 824 code for a protein of 268 amino acids.